This is a messenger RNA of Arxiozyma heterogenica, 3504 nucleotides long. RefSeq lists its product as uncharacterized. Bases 1 to 3504 code for a protein of 1167 amino acids. The record is from RefSeq and is a predicted model, not a curated record. Gene Ontology annotation, cellular component: late endosome; transport vesicle; tubular endosome. Gene Ontology annotation, biological process: early endosome to late endosome transport. NCBI's taxonomy places the organism in Eukaryota, Fungi, Ascomycota, Saccharomycetes, Saccharomycetales, Saccharomycetaceae. Gene Ontology annotation, molecular function: SNARE binding; guanyl-nucleotide exchange factor activity. The transcript has a single exon.
AUGUCGAAUCCACAUCAGAUUGGUAAUCGUAAUAGUGACAAUGAUAUAUCCUGUUAUUAUCUACCCAAACUAUUGAAUCCAUUAAUUGAUUCUAUUUUUAAUUGUCCUGAUAUAGACAAUUCAUUGUUAAAGAAACUCUACAACAAAUUGAAAAGCUUGGAUGAUUUUAUUGUCAUUGUACCACCAACAGAUAUUUUAUUAUUAAAAUUUGACACCGCUAAAAACUGUACUUUAAGAGAUUUAUGUUAUUCUAAUAUUGAUUUUGUAUCAAACCAUAUUGUGUUUUCUAAGGGGAAUAUUAAUAUUAAUGUUAAUGUUAGGAAUAAUAAGGCAUUUUGUGUUCGAACUAUACAUGGUAAAAGUAUCAUAAUUAAUCAACAUCGCCCUUAUUUAUUUACAAAUAAUGGAUUUGGUACAAAACAAAAGUAUCAUAUAUUAAAAUUUGACAUUUUGAUUAAUUUUAAUAACUAUUUUCAUAAUAAUAACAAUAAUGGUUAUAGAAAAUUCCUUUUGAUUUAUAUUGAUCAGCCUAUAUUGGAUUAUAGUUUAAAUAAUUUAAUAUUUAAGCAUAAUUUACAAUGCUUUGAUAUCACUCAUGAUCAUAAAAAUUCUUCUUCCUCCCUUGCCCUUCCUUCUUCUUCUUCUUCCUUUUUAUUGAAUGAUAUACCCUCGUUUGAAAAGGUUCUUCUUUUAAACCCUCAAUGGUUAGAUUAUUUAAAUAAUUUUUUAAUAGAAUAUAAAAAUUCACAUCAAUGUCAAGACGAUUUAUUUAUAACAAAUUUUAAUUUAAUGGUCAAUGGUUUUUAUCUUUUAAUAAAAGAUAAUCCGAUUUUUAAAGUAAUUGAUAAUUUAAAAUUACAAAUCAAAAGUUAUUUCGAACUACAAUUAUAUGACUACAUAUGGAACAUUAUAAAAUUAAAGGUACAAUAUUUGUCAGUACUUAAUAAUGAUGAUACUGAGUAUCAUCUAAAUUAUUUAUCUCUAGAUCAAUUGCAAACUGAUCUUUACAAGUCAAAUUUUGUAUCAUUUAGAUUAUCUGAUAUUGUUCAAUUAGAGAAGAAUAUUUCAAGGGCUAUUACUGUCUGGAACAAAUUUUUUUCAUAUAAGUCACACUUUAAGAAAUGCCAGAUAUUAGUUGAAACGUUACAAUCAUUGUCAAAACCAAUCACUUCGUCAAAUAAGGAAAAUAUAUGUAUUGAUGCCGAUACAUUGAUUAACUUGUUUGUUCUAAUUGUAAAUAAAUAUAAUUUGCAUGAUGUGAAAUGCAACUUAUUUUAUCUUCAAAAUUUUUUUGAUGACGAAAAUAAUAUUAAAUUUGGUUUGUUGGGUUAUUCAAUAUCAACUUUAGAAGCAUCUAUCAAAUAUUUGGAUUCAUUGUUAAAUAAAGACACAAAAAGACUAAGGAAGCUACAACAGCAAGAUAUUAAACUUGAACAUUUUAUAGAAUGUAUUACUGGAACAAUUACGUUCACAGAUGGUUCUAACAAUAUAACUGAGUUUUUAAUCACUUUUAAAGAUUGUCUCAGAUACAGAUCUGCUAAUGGACAAUCUAUUCUUUCAUAUUGCAUACAGUAUCAUCAAAAUGAUAUAAUUAUAGAACUCUUAUCAAACAAACUUUUUGAAAAAUGUUUUCCCUUAGAAGAUCUGUUAGAUGAUGAGACUAUUGAUGGAUCAACUUUAUUGAUUCAGUGUUUAAAAUAUUCAAAUGAUACAAUUGCUUUGGUUUUAGUGGAUAUCUUUCUAAAUAACUGUUCCUUUGAAGAAUUGGUAACAUAUUUUAAACGAAGAGAUAAAGACGGCAGAAUUGUAGCACAUUACCUUAAUGGUCAAAUAGAUAUUCUAGAGAAAAUUGGUCAGUAUAUUGAGUGGGAUUUAAAAGAUAAUAUGAACCAAACACCCUUAUUUACUAUAUUUCGUUGUUAUGAUCAAAUAAAUUAUGAUUUAAUGGUAUCAAUGGCACUAAAGUUUGCAAAUUAUUGGUACAAAGAGACAAAAGAUCGAUUGUUUCUUGUGUCAGAGCAUAUUGAUUCUAAAGGUAAUAGUUUAUUGCAUAUUAUGAAAAGCAAUAUAUCCAUUUUAUUGAAUUUGGCUGACGGUAAUGAAAUUAAUAGAUGUAAUAAUAAGGGAAUGACACCACUGAUGGUAUACGUUAAAUAUGACAGGGUAUCAAAUGUUGAAGCAAUAUUACAAGACCCAAGAAUAGAUUUCGAUAAGAAAAUUAAAUAUAGUGGGUUACAUUGUUUUGAUUUUGCACAAAAUGAAAUUAUAAUUGAAUUAUUAGGUGUUUAUGCAUUGAAGAAAAAGUCUAUCUUUAAGCAUAUAUAUGUACAUUCUUUAAAAACACAUAAUAAUUCAAGUUAUUCAGUAAAACUUACGGUCAGUAGUUCACAUAUGAAUUCAAAUAAUUUCUAUAAAACAUUUGAUGUGAAUCUUCGAUUAAUUAGAAAUCUUUUCAAAAUUAUUCAGAAAAAAUAUUCUUUGACAUUUUUACCGUUAAAAGAACUUCUAAUGAAAAUAGAUAAGCUGAUGUACUCUAUUCAAAAAAAUAGUUUGAGAUGGAUUAAGGUACAGGAAAGAGAAACUAUUUUGUCAUGGAUGACGUUAUGUUUAGAUUCAUUGAUCCACAUAAAUAUUUUGUCUGUAUCGGAUAUUUUUAAAGAUGAAUUAACCUUAUCUGAAUGGAUACGAAAAGAAAAUAGUAUGUCCAUAGUUACCACUGAUACUACCAUUAUAAAUUGUUAUAAUAAGUCUCAAUUAUCAUUCAAUUCAAAAUUAUUAGAACCAGAAGAGGUAUAUACUAUGCAGAAUUUUUUAAAUUUUAAUUUAGAAGAGUUGAAAAUUUUGGUUCCAAAAUAUAUAGCUUUGAAGAGCCUAGUUGUAUUUUUAAAAUUUAAAACCACUGAUAUUAUAGAGUCUAAGAACAUGCUUAAGCUAAUGUCGUGUAAAUUUUAUGCAAACAUGGCAGUAAAACAAGAAUUAAAUUAUUCAAGGAAAGAAGUUACAUAUUACGGAAUUGGAGGACUUAAUUUACUGUUACAAAACCUAGAAUUUAUGGAAGUUUGUAUUAUGAAACUCAUUCGUCACAUUACCGAAUUUUUAGAUCUCAAAAUUUCAGGAUGGUGGAGACUAUAUAGGGAAUUUUUGUCCUUAAAACAGUGUGGUCCAGAACUGGAAAAGCUGAUGAAUUCAGAAAAUGAACACGAUGAAAUUAUAAAAACAGAUGUUAAAGUGAAUACUAAUAUGUUUACAAAUAUUAUUGGUAGUAUAUUUGAAAAGACAAAGUCAAGUAGUGAUAGACAAAUAAAUGAACAUCUUCUAAAGGUCAAUAAAAUCUUAAAGAAUGAUAGCGAAAAAAUAAGAAGAGAAUAUGAACAGUUAGCAGAAGAGCUCAGCAAGUUUGUCCGCUUUAAAUCGGCAUUUUUUAAGUUCGGUAUUAUAAAGUUAUGGGGGGGAUUCAAUAUUAAAUUGAUGAAACAAAAUUUGCAAACUCUGGAAAGAAAAUAG